CUCAUCCCGCACCGUCGUACGGUUUCUCCUGAGGGAUAAGCACUCACAGGAACCACUUCUCCAAGCCAAUCCAUGCUGAUAAGCCCGGUGCCGGCUCUCCGGCGGGAAGACCAAAGAAGAGUUUUCCCUUCCCAGCAGGAUUUGCCGCUUUGAAUGCCAGAGGAAGGGGGGAAGGCACCGGCCUGGCGCUCCUUGCGGGUGAGACGCUUUGGAUGCCCCUCUCCCCCGCCGUGUGCUGGGGUGCGAUGGAGCUUUUCAAGUUGAGUCUGGGCUGCUUUUGCCUCCUUCCUUGGCUCCAGGUAUCGGCGGGGCAAGGCUUCCUCAUAAAGAACAUUCGUUUGGAAAAAUGCAUCCACGUCUCCCACCACGAGCCUGAUGGCAUUGGCCUGACCCACUGCAAGCUGCAUUCCCAGCAGCAGCGGUGGAGCUGGGACCCCGACACCAAGAGCAUCAUCAGCCUCGAAACGAAGCUUUGCUUGUCGGCCUACAAGACACGGGAGUACUCACUGGUGAAGCUGGAGCCCUGUGGGGACUGGGAACGCCAAGCGUGGGCCUGCAGCAAGAAGGGACAUCUGACUUUGCAAAGCCUGGGCUUCCAUCUCAGUACCAAGGAAGGAGGCCACAAGGUCUUUGUUUCAAGGGAGAAAAACAAGUUCAGUAAGUGGAAGACUUCAGCAGAUGAAACCAUCUGUGCUGCUGCCUGGACAGCAACUCCGAGUCCUGCUGAACCAACGCAAGUAACUGUGGACAGACUGGUCCAGAUAUACGAAACUAACACCAGCGAUUCAUCAAAGACACAUGCUGUGGAGAGAGAGUUUUCCGUGGACUUGACUGGCCCACCUGUGACCGGCCACUUGAACAGCACAGCAUCUCCAGUGAAGCCCAACCAGGCACACCUCCCAGCAAACAAGGAUCCAUCCCACAGUCUUUCUAAAAGGCACCAUGGAAAUCGAGGGAAAAGCUCUGGGGCCAGGCUUGCAGGUAGGUCUAAAGAUCAACCAAAGAAAGAGAAAAAUAAAACAAGUGGAUGA
This is a messenger RNA of Nothoprocta perdicaria, 1031 nucleotides long. RefSeq lists its product as uncharacterized. Bases 213 to 1031 code for a protein of 272 amino acids. The record is from RefSeq and is a predicted model, not a curated record. The transcript has 4 exons. Lineage: Eukaryota; Metazoa; Chordata; Aves; Tinamiformes; Tinamidae.